GUAUUAAACAAAUGGAAACAUUUAUUCACUUCAGACAGAAAUUGCUUGUGUAAUUAUGAAUCUCUAAUACACCUGAGUGAAACUCAGACUUGGUUGUGUGAAGAUUCUCCAUCAUCCAAGACAUGGUUAUCCCAGAAGAGUUGGAUUGAGCUCAAUCCAGUGAAACUCAAAGAGAGACCUCUUGUCAGGGCGAGACAAGACAAUUGAUUUCUGCUCCACUGACAGUUAGUUAAGACAAGUGCAUUCACUGCACUUCACUAUUUUGUAAGGACAUUUCCUCAUACAAGAACAUACCUUGAUCUACUGAUUGAUUUCCACUUAAAAAAAAUUCUGUGUGGGAGGUUCAGUUCUUAUAUAUAUCUCACUGUGUAGAGAGAGUGACACAUUCACCAUGUCGCCCUCUCUGCUGCUGCUGCUGCUGCUGGUCUGCAGCUCCCAGGCUUCUCAUUUCUUGGGGACAGUGAUGACCUACUACCCAAAAAACACUUACUCUAAUGGAUCUGUUACGGUGGUGCUUCGCUACAAGCUGAACUUCCACACAUGCGAACAAUCUGACUCAUGGAGCUGCCUCAGUGGGAGCUGUGGGACGAGUGUUGUAGUGCUAAACAAAGUUGAUGAAGAAAGCAGUGGAGAGUGGUGUCAGAGGGAGGCAAUCAUGACUCGGCAGGUUUCCAGCAACGCUCCGUUUCAGCUCUGGCUGAACAGUGGAAACUGGAUAGAUAACAUCAAAAAUGGCAUUGUAUCAUGGAGAGCUGUGACUCUGGUUGAACUGAGGAACCGGUCUGACACUGGUAAAGCCAACACAUCGCCCCAAACUACCAUCCUGCCAGCUGUGAGAGUUCCUUCAAACUGUCAGAGAGAUUUCAACCUGUUGGCGUUUGACCCUGACGGAGACGAGGUUAAAUGCAGAUAUGGAAUCACAUCACUCUCAGAGUGUAACCCCUGCACACCACUGUCUGUUCUCAACCUCUCAUCAUCUUGUACUCUGUCAUUCAGCCCCACCAGUAACAGUAAUGAAGGUCCAUACGCAGUCCAGCUGGUGAUGGAGGACUUUCCCAGAGAGACUAUCACCCUGACUCAGACCAACGGAACACAGACGAUGAAAACUGUCAACGAUGCUAUCAGCAAAAUACCUGUCCAGUUUGUGUUGAGAGUGGAUCCUGCAGUGCCAUCCUGCACAGAGGGACUCUACUUGCCCAGAUUCCUGCCUCCGACCCCAGCUAACAGAGCUCAGCUGUACACCCCUGUUGGUCAGACCCUGGAAAUCAGCAUCAGUGCACAGGCAAAUACCUCCACCAUCUCUGAGCUGCUGUUCAGUGGGCCACACAACAUAAAUCAGAUUACACAGUCAGCAGGACAGUACAUCCUCAGUUGGACGCCAACUGAAAAUGAAGACGGAGAAAGCUACCCCAUCUGCUUUAUCGUCCAGGCACUUAUCAAUUCAACAAAGUAUCACUCAGAGCUUCGAUGUGUCAUUGUGACUGUUGGACCUGACCCAACAACAAGCACUACACCAACCACAACGACCACACAAACUACAACCACCAUUCCCCCAACAACUACCCCACUAAACACAACAGCCAUCAACACAACAACCACACAAAAUACAACCACAAUUCCCCCAACAACUACCCCGCUACUCAUAACAACAACCACUACACCAAUUACAACAACCAUACAAACUACAGCUGCUUUUCCAACAACAGCUACCCCACUAAACACAACAGCCAUCAAUACAACAACCACACAAAAUACAACCACUCCUCCAUCCACAACACCUACACCCACUACAACAGCAAGUCCAUCACCAGUAAAUACAACUGAAGACACAACAGCUUUCCCAACACCUGUAAUCACCAGCUUGAAUCAGUUCAUAGUAGGUCUGAGAGUGAAACUCUCCUCUUCAUCUCCACUAUCUGAGGAAAACAUCAGGAGCACCAUCAUACAACAACUUAAAGAUGAACUGAGAAGACGAGGUCUGCCAGAAGACAUCACUCUACGCCUCGUGAGCAGUAUGCAGCUGGGAGUUGCAACUACAGUGACCCCUGGUGGUUAAUUAUAUAUUAUCAUAUAUAAAAUGCAGGGAAUAUUUGUUUUCUGACAUUUGUUUUCAGCCUGUUUUUCUCUUUUAACAUCUAUCAUUUACUCAAACACCACAACUGUUGAAGCCUGUGGUUCCAGUGUGUGAAAAGCACGUGACUUAUAAAUGUAAAAAUGUGCUUCUGAUGAAGAAUUUAAAAAAUAUCUCUCUGUCUAAUUAUUCUUGUAUAUCAUGAAGCUGUUUGUGUUAAACUCUCUGUCUCUGGUUCAAAGCAAGGGAAAUUAUUUGUCGGAGUGAUUAAAAUUCUAAACUUCAGCCCUCCAAAAAUAGUCUCU
Molecule: messenger RNA, 2376 nt
Organism: Lates calcarifer (barramundi perch)
Lineage: Eukaryota; Metazoa; Chordata; Actinopteri; Centropomidae
Product: mucin-3A
Exons: 11
Coding region: 392-2056 (554 amino acids)
Source: RefSeq, a predicted model, not a curated record